AUGAUUCCAGGAGCAGUACCUAUUGAGUUACAGGGCCUAACUCAAACAGAAGAAAUGCUUAUUGCUCGAGCUCUACCAAUAAUGAGGGUCUAUGUCAAACCGCAUGGACAAAGAGGGUAUUCUGGGCACUGCAUCAAUUUACCUCAACAUAUUGAAGAGCUUGCAUCUGUUUUGCCAAGAUAUGCUAGAGACUUGUCUGUUAUUGUAGUUAACAUGAAGGGCAGAGACAAUACAUUUAAGGACGUAAAGGUCAGAAGAGAAAAAGUGUAUAAUGCAUUAUUAUGGCUUGUGAGAAAUAAUCCACAUUAUAGAAAUGUGACCGUCCAUCAACAUGCUUUAAUAUCUUGUCAGAGGAAAUGA
This is a messenger RNA of Paramuricea clavata, 360 nucleotides long. NCBI's taxonomy places the organism in Eukaryota, Metazoa, Cnidaria, Anthozoa, Malacalcyonacea, Plexauridae. The record is from the annotation of a GenBank genome assembly.